CGGUGCCUGGUGCUGCUUUGCUGUUCCGGAUGUAGUGGCGCUGCUUUCAAACCCGAAGCCUACAUCAGCGACUGGAGGGGAGCAAAACGAAACGUCUCCCGUGCACAAAGCAACACGGGAAGAUGUCAGCUCUGCCUAGAAGAGCUAGAACAAUAGCAAAACCAGCCACGCCAGAAGAUGAACUACCUUCCUUUCUUAAAUCAUCCUCGGAAGAGGAGGAGGAGGAGACAUACGAAGAGGAGUGGGAGCCCCGAAAGAAAGCUACAAGUAAAGCCAGGGUCCCAAAACCGAAAGAGCCCAGAGCAAGAAAAGCAGCUGUAACUCAGAAGAAAACUACUGUGCCUCGUAAAAGGACCAAGAAGGUAGUGGUGAAAGAGGAGCCACAAUCUCCUUUACCUGUUGCUGUUUCUGGAGGGAACAAGGAAGGAGUGCAACUUAAGGAAGAGACAAAACCAAGAAGUCGAGCUAAAAAUGCCGCAGUGCCUCCAAUGAAGAAUCUUGGUUUAGGUCAUUCUAUAUGUGGCUUGGAUAACGUUGAAGAACCCUCCACAAGUGCUUUAUCUAAACAAGAAGUGAAGAUGGAAGAGCCUGAAGAAGACUAUGCGUUUGAUGAGCCUCCUUUAAAAAAAAUUAAAUCAUCCAUGCAUCCUCAGGGAAAACCUGUAAAAUAUGAAGUGUGUGCCAAAGCAGAUGAAGACCAGAAAAUGAACUGGAACAUAGUACAGGUCUUGUCACAAAGGACUGGCAUUGAAGAAUGGGUGUGUGCAAACAUAAUCCGUCUUUUCCAAGAUGACAACACUAUUCCUUUCAUUGCCCGGUACCGGAAAGAGCUCAUCAACAAUCUGGAAGCUGAUGCGUUGCGAGAGGUGCAGCAAACAUUGGAGGAACUACAAGCUGUUAUCAAAAAGGUCCAUUCCACAAUACAGAAACUUAAGAAGGAAGCAAAGCUGUCAGAAAACUUAUUAACUGCUUUGCUAAACUGCAAAACCUUGGAGGAGCUGGAUCAUGUGUACGGUCCGUAUAAAACUGGAAGUAAAGGCACCAAGGCUCAGAGGGCCCGACAGUUGGGAUUAGAACAUGCAGCCAACUUGCUCCUUGGAAAUCCUAGAGAGCUGAACCUACUUUCUUAUGUCAAGUCCAAUGUGGGAGGGCUCUCUAAUAUUGAGGAAGUUAAAUCUGGAGUUCAACACAUCUUGGCUGACAUGGUUGCUAAAGAUAAAGAUACGUUGGACUUCAUCAGAGCCUUAUGCCAAAAAAGAUACGUUUGCAUUCAGUCAUCUUUAUCAAAAGCGACCUCCAAAAAUGCCAACGAGAAAGACAUCAACAAAUUUCAUCUAUACCAGAAUUUUUCUUGCAAUAUAAAGAACAUUCAACAUCACCAGAUUCUAGCCAUUAACCGAGGGGAGAAUCUGAAAAUCCUGACAGUGAAGAUCAACAUUCCUGAUGGGGUGAAGAAUGAAUUCUGUAGAUGGUGUGUAAAUGAAAGGUGGAGACCAAAGGCCUAUGCAAAUCCUGAGUUAAUGGAGUUGCUGCGUUAUUCAGUAGAAGACUCAUACAAACGCCUUAUUUAUCCUCUGCUCUGCAGAGAAUUCAGGUCUAAAUUAACUUCAGAUGCAGAGAAGGAAUCUGUUAUGAUGUUUGGGAGGAACCUCCGCCAGUUGCUUCUUAUGAGUCCUGUGAGAGGGCGAACCUUGAUGGGAGUUGAUCCUGGCUACUCACAUGGUUGCAAACUGGCAAUCAUUUCACCAACCAGUCAAAUACUCCAUACAGAUGUUGUUUAUUUACAUUCUGGUAAAGGAUUCCGUGAAGCCGAGAAGAUCAGGAGACUUCUGUUGGAUCACAGCUGCGGCACUAUUGUGAUCGGCAACGGAACAGCUUGCAGGGAAACAGAAGCUUACUUUGCAGACUUAAUUAUGAAGAAAUUCUUUGCACCUUUAGAUGUCACUUACUGCAUUACCAAUGAAGCAGGAGCCUCUAUAUACAGUGUGAGUCCUGAAGCGUGUAAAGAGAUGCCAGAUUUAGACCCUAACUUACGAAGUGCAGUUUCCAUAGCUAGACGUGUACAAGACCCAUUAGCUGAGCUAGUGAAAAUUGAGCCCAAACACAUUGGAGUUGGAAUGUACCAGCAUGACGUGUCACAGACUUUGCUUAAAGCAACCCUGGAUAGUGUGGUGGAGGAGUGUGUCAGCUUUGUAGGAGUUGAUAUUAACAUCUGUUCUGAAAUUUUAUUAAGACACAUUGCAGGACUGAAUGCCACUAGAGCUAAAAAUAUAAUAGAAUGGCGGGAGAAGAAUGGACCGUUUGUCAAUCGAGAACAGCUCAAGGAUGUCAAAGGACUGGGGCCAAAGACCUUUCAGCAGUGUGCUGGCUUCAUCAGGAUUAACCAGGAAUACAUUAAAACUUUUUGCAGUCAACAGGGAGAACUUGUGGCUGGAGGUCAUAAAGCAGUCACAAGUAAAAAACCAGGGAAGAAGAAAAGUAAAGUGGAAGCCAACAUUGUUCAACAGCCAAAUCCUUUGGAUCAAACGUGCAUCCACCCAGAAUCGUAUCAUAUUACACAGAGAUUUUUAGUUCUCAUUGGAGGAAGUGCCAACGAGAUAGGAAAGUUGGAAAUGCAGCAAAAAGUGAAUGCGGUCAUUGAAAGAGAAGGCAUAGAAGGACUAGUGAAGAGCCUGAAUACAGCAGGACACACAGUUCAAAUAAUCAUUGAUGGACUGACUCAACCUGAAGGGUUUGACAUUCGGAAGGACUUUGAAAAGCCUGAUUUCAAGAGGAGCAUCGUCUGUCUUGAAGACCUAAGCGUUGGAACUGUUUUAACAGGAAGAGUCGAGAAUGCUACUCUCUUUGGAGUGUUUGUUGACAUUGGAGUUGGUAGAGCAGGACUGAUUCCAAUUCGGAGCAUAACAGAAGAUAAACUUUCAAAAGUAAAGAAGAGAAGGAGCCUCAGUUUGGGCCCAGGUGAAAAAGUGGAAGUCAAAGUGCGUGAAAUUGACAUCCCACGGUCCAGAAUAACACUGGAUCUUAUACGUGUUUUAUGAGUUGUUUGUUAUCUUUCAUUUUACAGGUUUUCCAUGAGCAGAAUGCUGCAAAAUUUUUACACAUGGUUUGCUUGCAAAUUCCAAGUGUUAAAUCUGAUUAUUCUGAGAUGAUGAGGUCUCAUGAGUUUGGCCAUUUCCCUCUUUUAUUUCUUGCAUUCUAAACACAAGCACUUAAGUCCUAGUUCUCACUGAGGUGGUAUCUGGGCUGUACCACUAAGGACUACAGCUGAAGGCUUACAUGAUGUGCUGUUGUAAAAAGAAAACAAAAAUCUCUCUUCCUAGAAAACAAGUUGUUUGGGAGACCGCAUCUAGCCACCUAAUGGUCUCUUUAGCAUGGUAGGUUUCUAUGUGGAGGGAAAUGUUUUGGAAUUGUAAGUUGUACAACCCAGACACACAUGAACUGGGCAUGUAAAUUCUACCCCUUUCACUGCCAGGAAACCCCUCUCCUCUCUUAGGUAGGAUAUUAUGUUUGUUGUUUUCAGAAAAGACAUGAAUUUCCAUGGAUCAUCUGUCCAUGUAUACAGAAUAAUUUUUUUUCCUUGCUAACUUAAUUUUUUGAAAAACCUGACAGUGGAGGUUAAGUCUAGGAUACAAGGUAUUGUAGUGUAUCAGUCUGAAAAAGAAAGAUUUAGUAACAUACCUUCCUGUAGAUGACUUUUUUCCCAAUGUAUUGAGCUACCUAACAGGAUGCAGUUUUUUUCCAGUUAUAUCAGUUAACAAGACAGAUGUUUUCAUUACUUGAAAAACUUUGGCCAAUGCUUUGUUUUAAAAAAUUUUAUUAAAAAGAGAGAAACUUUG
This is a messenger RNA of Eublepharis macularius, 3836 nucleotides long. RefSeq names its product S1 RNA binding domain 1 (gene SRBD1). The record is from RefSeq and is a predicted model, not a curated record. NCBI's taxonomy places the organism in Eukaryota, Metazoa, Chordata, Lepidosauria, Squamata, Eublepharidae. The transcript is spliced from 21 exons. The coding region runs from base 123 to 3038 and encodes 971 amino acids. Gene Ontology annotation, biological process: translation; nucleobase-containing compound metabolic process. Gene Ontology annotation, molecular function: mRNA binding; structural constituent of ribosome.